AUGGGAUUGGCUGACGUAGAAGCAGCCGGCAUAUUUGAAGCUGAAGUGCGGACGGACGCCGUUCGAGAGGUUGUCACAAGGAACGUGGCUCAUCUGAUUCACUUUGCAACGAGGGAUGCCAGCUAUAUGGCGGAAAUGAAUCGUCUACAACAAAAUCUGAAAUGCUGUGGGAUGAAAACUGAUGUUCGGCUGGGCAAUGGUUUGAACUUUUCGGCUCUUUUCUGUUAUGUUUUUCCUUUCGUAUUUUUCAGUUAUGUUUUUUUUGUGACAGACAUAAAAAGAAAUGUGGUGAAAAAGUUUGCUGUACGAAGAAACUGGAAAGUCGUUCUUAUUGCUCUAGGAACUCGCCUAAACGUUGACCAUCCGUGGAAUAUGUGGUUCGCUGCCUAUUCACUGGACGACACUUAUCCGAAUGCGAUCAGGGAAUUAUAUUCGCUACCAUGGUCUUGCUGUAAUCUGACCAGGCACUCGAAAUGUGAACAUAUUGGAGUGUCUCGAUACUUACGAACAUUCGACACACCAACUGAUUUCAAUGACGUCGAGAAGGCGCUCGACGUCAACCGGCUGAAAUGGAAUCCGACCACAUUCGAUCACUAUCUGGAACGAAAUGAAAUGGCAAUAGCGACACUCUACAACAGCGACUGCGUGGUUGAGUUGCUUCAGCGCGUUAUCACUCAAGUCGAAAUCACCAAAACUCGCUUGCAGCGAGCAGGUUGUUCGCUAACAACGUAUGGCAAAAAUUUUAUUUUGUUAUUUUAUGGUGAAACUUUUGCUGAACUGUCAUUGCUCAACAAGCAAAGGUUCCGACGGGACGCUUAA
Messenger RNA from Angiostrongylus costaricensis, 819 nucleotides. NCBI's taxonomy places the organism in Eukaryota, Metazoa, Nematoda, Chromadorea, Rhabditida, Metastrongylidae. The record is from the annotation of a GenBank genome assembly.